Molecule: messenger RNA, 627 nt
Organism: Cooperia oncophora
Lineage: Eukaryota; Metazoa; Nematoda; Chromadorea; Rhabditida; Trichostrongylidae
Source: the annotation of a GenBank genome assembly
AUGCAGGAGGUGAAAAAGGCUAUUGAUGCUCAAGGGCAUUGUCUUUUGGAGAUGCCAUCCGGUACAGGAAAGACGGUAUCUCUUCUCUCCUUGGUUAUUGCUUACAUGAAAAGGUUUCCUGAUCGCUUAGAUAAACUGGUAUAUUGUUCACGAACAAUUCCUGAAAUUGAAAAAUGUAUGGAAGAAUUGCGAGCUUUAUACAAGUUCUACGAGCGGCAAACUUCGAGUGCUCCUCCAUUUGUGGCUGUGGCGAUGUCUGCUCGAAAGAAUCUUUGUAUCAAUGAAUCUGUGGCAUCAUUAAGGCAAGGUUCGCUGGUGGAUAGUGGUUGUCAAAGACUGACUGCUAGUUUCGUACGUGCACGUCGUCAGUUUGAUUCGUCCAUUCCGUCGUGUCCGUUUUUCGAGACUCUUAACGCUCAGCAACAGUUCAGCCUAUCUCCUGGAAUAUAUAAUCUCAGUGAUCUCAAACAAGUGGGUCAUGAGCGUGGUAUUUGUCCCUACUUCGUUGCUCGAGAAGCAAUCAGAAAAGCGUCAAUAGUGGUGUACUCCUAUCACUAUAUUCUCGAUCCCAAGAUCGCGGAACUGGUAUCUAAGGACUUCAGUCGCAGGUAUAUUGAUUCAUUUUAA